CUGUGGGGACAGGGCAGAGCUGCGCUGAGUGGGGCUGAACUAGUCCAGAGCAGUGUUAAGUAGAGAGAGAGGUAGCUAGUAAAACAGAGUGAAAGAGGGAGAGAGGGAGUCAGUUCAGAUUGUGCUUACCAAGCAGACUGGAUUAACAGCUGAAACAAACUGGACCUGUUUUUCUCUCUUUAGCUAAAGAUAGAGACUCAGCGACAAUGUGGAUGGCUGUUUAGACAGAGCUGCAUGCUGGUUAGGUACCGGGACAGAAAACUAUGGCAGUCGUACCCAGAUCCUCUCGCUCUUCCUCGCAUUUAGUAUAGUGAAGAUCUUCUCAUUGUGCUUAGUUUGGUUAAGUUUACCUCGGGACUUGCUGGUGUGAGAGACUCACUUGCAGUGACAUUGACCCGUAACCCCCCGACUCUGCUUUGCAGGUUCUGUCUCCCCUGGAGUUGGACUCUAAUUUUGGCUUUUGACCCCUGGAACAGGAAAGGGUUUUUGAUUUGGCAGGGGACGAGACCUGCUGAGAGCCAGUCUGGACUGAAGCGACAGCAUUUAUUCAUAAUCCGUGGACAACAGGAACAUUUCUUCUACUACACCAGAUCUGAGACUGAGACCGCGCUGGAGGCGUGUAUUUAAAGGACCCCUCUGGCCUCUAUUGCCCCAGGACCAUGGGGUCUCUCUGGGGCAGCAUUAUGCUGCUGUGUGGGGUGGUUCUGCUCAGGACAGAGGGCAGCGGAGCCCAGCAGAUCAAGAACAACGUCCCCCGGCUAAAACUCUCCUAUAAAGACAUGCUGGAGUCGAACAACCUUGUGACGUUUGAAGGCCUGGCCAACAGCUCGGCUUACCACACCUUCCUGUUGGACGAGGAGAAAGGAAGACUGGUGGUGGGAGCCAAGGACCACAUCUUCUCCUUUAACCUCCUCAACAUCAGCAGAGACUACGCACAGAUCCCCUGGCCGGCUUCUCCCACCAGAAGAGACGAAUGCAAGUGGGCAGGAAAAGAUCUCUCGAGGGAGUGCUCAAACUUCAUCAAGGUGUUGCAGCCGUUCAACCAGACCCAUCUCUAUGUGUGUGGGACAGGAGCCUUCCACCCUGUGUGUUCCUACCUGGAGGUGGGCAAGAAACCAGAGGACAGCGUAUUCAGGCUGGAGCCUCUCAUAGAAAAUGGUCGUGGGAAGAGUCCCUAUGAUCCCAAGUUACUCACAGCCUCCAUGCUAAUUGAUGGAGAGCUGUAUGCUGGGACAUCAGCUGACUUCAUGGGGCGGGACUUUGCCAUAUUUCGCACUCUUGGAAAGCAUCACCCAAUCAGGACGGAGCAACACGACUCCCGAUGGCUAAAUGAUCCCAGGUUUGUGGGCGUUCAUCUGAUUCCAGAGAGCGACAACCCAGAAGACGACAAAAUCUACCUGCUCUUCAAAGAAAACGCUAUCGAUGGAGAGCACGCUGGGAAAGCCACACAUGCUCGCAUCGGACAGCUCUGCAAAAAUGACCUGGGAGGUCACAGGAGUCUGGUGAAUAAGUGGACCACCUUCUUGAAGGCUCGACUCAUUUGCUCUGUGCCCGGCAGUAAUGGAAUAGACACACACUUUGAUGAACUACAGGAUGUUUUUCUCAUGAGCACAAAGGAUCCUAAGAGCCCAAUCAUUUAUGCAGUAUUUACCACUUCCAGCAACAUCUUCAAAGGCUCAGCUGUGUGUAUGUACAGCAUGACAGACAUCAGGAGAGUGUUCCUGGGUCCUUACGCUCAUAGAGAUGGACCAAACUAUCAGUGGGUGCCCUUCCAGGGACGUGUUCCAUACCCACGGCCCGGCACAUGCCCGAGCAAGACGUUUGGAGGAUUUGAUACAACUAAGGACCUUCCUGAUGAAGUCGUAACUUUUGCUAGAAGCCACCCGGCCAUGUUCAACCCCGUAUACCCCAUUAACAAUCGACCAAUCAUAGUCAAAACAGAUGUGGACUACCAGUUCACCCAGAUAGUGGUGGAUAAAGUAGAAGCAGAAGAUGGCCAGUAUGACGUCAUGUUCAUAGGAACAGACAUGGGGACGAUACUGAAAGUGGUAUCCAUCCCCAGAGGCUCCUGGCAUGACCUGGAGGAAGUCCUACUGGAAGAAAUGACUGUCUUCAGAGAGCCGACAGCCAUAACAGCGAUGGAACUUUCGACAAAACAGCAACAACUGUACCUCGGUUCAGACAUUGGUGUGUCCCAGAUGCCUUUGCAUCGGUGUGAGGUCUAUGGGAAGGCCUGCGCUGAAUGCUGCCUCGCAAGGGACCCUUACUGUGCAUGGGAUGGCGCCGAGUGCUCCAGAUACUUUCCCAUGGCUAAGAGGAGAACAAGGAGGCAAGACAUCAGGAACGGAGACCCACUCACACAGUGUUCAGAUCUGCAACACCACGAUGAACUAAGUGGGCAGACAACUCUCCUGGACAAAACUGUGUAUGGUGUGGAGAACAGCAGCACUUUCCUUGAGUGCAGUCCCAAGUCCCAGAGAGCCCUGACGUAUUGGCAGUAUCAGCGCUCGACUGAUGACCGCAAACAAGAGAUCAAAUCAGAGGAACGUUUCAUCCGCACAGACCAGGGCCUGCUGAUUCGCACACUUAGCAAGAAGGAUUCUGGGAUCUACCUGUGCCAGGCGGUGGAGCACGGCUUCAUGCAGACACUUCUGAAGGUGACAUUGGAGGUCAUUGACACCGAGCGCCUGGAGGAUCUGCUACACCGGGAUGAAGAGGCCACAGCCAGCGUCCCUGCCCCGGAUCUUACCCCACCUCAAGAAACUCCCAAUCAAAAGUUGUGGUACAGAGACUUCCUGUCUUUGGUCAACCACCCGACUCUGAACAGUGUGGACGAGUUCUGCGAGCAGGUAUGGAAAAGGGAGAGAAAGCACAGGAAGCAGAAAGCUCACCUGGUGCAGCAAGUACAAAUACACCAGCACCAACAGCAGCAGAAGGUUGCGAACCCUCGCAGCCACAUGCACGCUCAAGGGCUGGCGGCCAAGUGGAAACACCUGCAAGAGAGGCAGAAGGGACGCAACCGCAGGACCCAUGAACUGGAGAGGGCUCCCCGCAGUGUCUGACCCAUAACCCUUUGACUUUUAACACCCAAACCUGAAACCACACCCUCAUUCUGUAACCUCGAUUAACAUACCCACGUUUCUCCUUCAUACUGAGAUACAGACAUCUUUCACAAAGACUGGGUAGAAAAGUUAAACUGGAAAAAAGCUAACACUAUCCUGAUCUGCUGGCUGGUGUGUCCUGUGCGUGGGCAGCCAUGUUUACAGUACGACAGCACAGAGGACCGCGGGGAACGGGAUGUUGUAUCACGCCAGACCAUUUGAGCAUAUUAUCUCAGCUGGCCUCUGUGGCCUGGACACUGCAGAGGGACAAUGUCAAACCAGCACAAGAACUGGAUACAUAUACCCACCCUACAGACAUGACUGACUCCACGUUGAGAUGUCAAUGGCAUUGUCUCAUGGCAUGCUAGUUAGGUGUCUUUAUCAGUGUGAAACUAAGUAGAUACCUAAAAAAAAAUACCAGAUAAUUUCUUUUUUUACUUUACAAAUAUGAAAGAAGAGGAGGUGGGGUUGUAUUGAAAACAGUAAAUGGACUUACAGUGGAAUUACAAGCACAAAAUAAGUGAAGCUCAUGAAAAGCACAAAUGGGAUAUUUGGUCAUUUUUGGUAUUAUAGAUGGUACAUCAGUCGACACAAGAAAGAAAAAUGCCCAAACACUGCAAGAAACUGCGAGCAACGGUCACCAUUUGUCAACAAAUACAACUAUGUAGCUAAGAUGUGUAAAUACUGUAUUCUAUGACGUCUCCUCAUACUAAAGGGAAUGGCUUGCAGUCGUCUUGUUGCUUUAUGUUGUUUCCCCCAGAUAGAAAUUUAUUUAAGAAAAAGUCUUUGGAAAGCCGUUGUAAACAGGGAGAUUUUGUACUAGCCUGUGUGUCUACGCCCUAGAUAAGCUUCCCAAACAAAGUCAGGUUUUAUUAUUCUGUUUUGUUCAUCUACUUUUUUUUGAAUCAUCAGAUUCCUUCCAAUGUCAACAGUCGUAAAGUUGACUGUCACUCCAUAGGGACGUCUGCCAACUGCAUCAUCUCAGUGCAUGAAAUGUCAUACUGAGUUCUUCCAUGUUCAUUUGAUUUGUAUUCACUUUGUUUCCUCUAUAUGUGUAUUUAUUGAUAAACAAUCAUGUACAUUGUGAAAAUAAUUUUCAAUGUGCAGAGGUUUUUUUCUGCUUUGUUUGAUUAAUCUGAUUUACAGGACCAAUCUUUUGAAAGAAUACUUCACCCACAAAAUUACCAUUUGUAUAAUUAUUAGUCAUGAAGCAAAGAAAACUUUAUUUUUCUUGCAUGCCUCCACUGAAAAAGUCCAACAUAUUGAUGUAUUGAUUGACUGGAGACCACAUUUAACAGCAAAACUAUAUCAAAACACCCGUUUACACACUCUUGCACAACUCAGGCUGUUAAAAUCCAAGCCUCAUUUAUUCAGUUGUAUGCUCAAUACUUCACAAACACAUGCAUUUUCACUAAAAUAAACCUUAGUAUUGGAGUCUGGC
Epinephelus lanceolatus (giant grouper) is the source of this 4542-nucleotide messenger RNA. RefSeq names its product sema domain, immunoglobulin domain (Ig), short basic domain, secreted, (semaphorin) 3Ab (gene sema3ab). Gene Ontology annotation, cellular component: axon; glutamatergic synapse; plasma membrane. NCBI's taxonomy places the organism in Eukaryota, Metazoa, Chordata, Actinopteri, Perciformes, Serranidae. The record is from RefSeq and is a predicted model, not a curated record. Gene Ontology annotation, biological process: negative chemotaxis; motor neuron axon guidance; neural crest cell migration. Gene Ontology annotation, molecular function: chemorepellent activity; semaphorin receptor binding; neuropilin binding.